Blepharisma stoltei is the source of this 2706-nucleotide messenger RNA. NCBI's taxonomy places the organism in Eukaryota, Ciliophora, Heterotrichea, Heterotrichida, Blepharismidae. The record is from the annotation of a GenBank genome assembly.
AUGAGCUAUCCCGAAUUAAGUGACAAAUUUGAGCUUGUCUCUUCGCAUCUGCGCAAGGGCUUGCAGGUCAGUGCAAAUCUGUGUUCAUUUUAUAAAAACUUCAAGAAAGCUCUAGACACGUUUUCUCAACAAACGCUUAAGUCUAUUGAUGCUUUUUCAGCAGAGCUCCCUAAAGAUAUUAACUCAGCCACAUUAUCUAGACUUUUAACUUCAACAACUAUUCAUUUCAGAAAAUUUGCAGCCCAACAAGCUAUGUAUUCUAGACAUCUGCAGCAAGAAAUAAUUGAUCCUCUUGAAUUAUUCAUCAGUCAAAUCAACAAUUCCAAUACAAAUUUAGUCAAUAAAGUGACCCCUACACAUAAGCAGCUGCAAAAAGCGAUACAGAAGAUGGAAAAGCACAAAGAAAAACAUAUCAAAUGCAGCUCAGAAGCAGAAAAGAUAGAAAAACAAUACAAUUAUAAUGACACAAGCGAAAAGCAGCAAAAGAUGUACAAGCAAGUCUUGCAGUAUAAGAACUCAGCAUUUAAAGCUUCAGAAGCAUAUGAUAAAUCUGUAUUUGACGCAAACCAGUGCUGAAAUGACUAUGAUUCAAUUAUUCCAGGGAUAAUGGCCGAUUUCCAACAGAACGAAGAAAGUAGAAUCCAUUUCAUCAAAUACUCAAUAGAGAAAUACGCGAAUUACUACAUAGCCUACCAAAAAAACAUCAAUGAAAUUUUUGAAGAACUAAAUGUCGCGCUGGGGACUGUUAAUAGUGAAAUUGAUAUCAAAGAGUUCGUUGACAAUCAUAAAUCGUCAUCCCCUAUAAAAAGAGAAGAGUUCGUGAGCUAUGAAAAAUGAAAAAGACUGCAAAAGAAAGGAAAUCAGCCAGUUUUUAAUGAAGAAGACUACGAAAUUUUAGGCGAUGCUGGCAUUCAAAAUGGAAAAGACCCUGAUCUUGAGCUUGUAAAAGCUGUGCUUGGGUAUUUAAUUCCUUUUAAACUAGACCCAGUCAGAGACAGCAUUUUUAUAAACUCCCCAGAAGAAGACAAAAGUUCUGAAGAAGUCUUAGACUCCCGAUUUUAUGCAAAACUAUCAGAGCUUCUCCAUACAGCUGAGGGCCGAGAGCUAUUCUGUGAUGUUUUAGAGCACAAAAACAGCAACCGUUGCCUUGAGUACUCAAAAAUUACCCAGCUUGCUUCAUUAAUAAAAGGCAUGCUAACUGCUAUGAUGAUAGACGGGGACACAGACUCUUCGAUUUUCUGCAAAGUUAUUUUUGUCAGUGAUAAAUUUUAUACAGAAAAUGAAGCAAACAAAAAACAGUAUUUAGCAAGCUUUAUCAGUUCUCAUUGUAUAUGGUCUGAUGCCAAAAGAUGAAACCAAGCCAUUCUGAGCGCUAUUGAGACACAGCUGGAGAACGAAAGUGAGUCACCGCUAUCUCCGAAUAAAAGAAGGAAAAUAAGAAAUGGGCUUGUUACCGCUAUUAAAAGUUGGACACAUAAGAUACCGUUGAUUUUUCAGAAAAGAUUGGCAGAUGAAAGAGCUGAAAAGGCUGCGGCAUAUCUGAUGAUUAGUCAGUUUAAUUAUCAUAUGAUAAAACUAGGGAUACCAGUGGAGACUGCAAAUUCAAUUGUGCUUGCAGCUUGUCAAAGCGUAAAUUUGGACCCUGAAAGGACCUGCUUGCUACUAGCUGAAGUCCUUAAUACGAAACGACUUCUUGUACAUUUAGAAUCUCCAGUUGAAGUAUCUUUAAAAGCUAGAGAAAAAGAGCGUGAACGAUUUGGGGCAUUACUGCCCUAUGGUUUAGCAAUAGACUUUCUUCAGCCAAAUGAAUGCUUUAGCUUGGUUUUAGUCUGCAAGCAAUGGAAAAAUAUUUUUUACCAUCAAAUUAUCAAAAAAUGGCUUACAGAAUGGAAUUUAUCUGCAGAAAAAAAGCAUUAUUUAAGAUCACAAGCAUGGGUAACGCUUUUAAAAGCAAAUAUCAGGCGUAUUGAAUAUUCAACUUAUUUAAAUAAAAUAUCAGAAUUAGGUGAUAUUGAAGAAGUCAUUGAUUUAGAUGUAAUCAGAUCAUACCAAGGGCAUCAGAUUAUCACUGGCCAAAUAUUGAAAAAUAUUCUUAAGUCUAUAGCUGUUUAUAACCCUGAAAUAGGAUACUGUCAAGGCAUGAAUUAUGUGGCUGGAACUUUAUAUGUGCAGCUGCAGGACGAAGAAUUAGUGUUUAAAUGCUUAAUUGGGAUGAUUGAAAAGUUCCAAAUGCAGCCACUUUAUGUGCAGUCUUUACCUAAGCUUAAGCAAUUUUUUUACCAAUUAGACAGGCUUAUAGGAAUUUUAUUGCCUGAUAUUCAUUCAUUGUUUAGAGAAAUUGGAUUAUGUUCUGGGCAUUUUACUGCUUCUUGGUUUAUAACUGUAUUUUCAAGUAUUCUUCAGGAUAAGCCAGAGCUGCUGCUGUCGAUAUGGGAUUUAUUCUUCUUAGAAGGCUGAAAAAUUGCUUUUAAGGUCUGCAUAGCUAUUUUGUCAAGGGCGUCAAGAGAAAUUCAAGGGAAAAGGUUUGAAGACGUGAUGUCACUGUUGACUAAUAUAAAUACUCCAAAUUGUCCAAUUGAUGUAUUUGAUGAGAGGUUUUUGGAGAAAGUGCAUAAGAUUGAUAUAUCGAAUGCACUUUUAAGAGACUUGGAAAGCGAAUAUGAGCAUUUGAAGAUUAGAGCUUAUAAUAAGCAUGCAAAAUAUUAA